Motacilla alba alba is the source of this 5422-nucleotide messenger RNA. RefSeq names its product prominin 1 (gene PROM1). Lineage: Eukaryota; Metazoa; Chordata; Aves; Passeriformes; Motacillidae. Gene Ontology annotation, cellular component: apical plasma membrane; microvillus; cell surface. The record is from RefSeq and is a predicted model, not a curated record. Gene Ontology annotation, molecular function: cholesterol binding. Bases 624 to 3215 code for a protein of 863 amino acids. The transcript is spliced from 30 exons.
ACCCCCAGCCUUGGCUCUGCGGUGGAUGUGAGCGGGGAGAGGGCCCGUGCGCCCCUGCGGGCUCCGCGCUCGGCACGGCAGCGCUGCGGCGGAUGCCGCCCGCCUCCGAGGAGUUCCCUGAGGCGGUGCUGCCGCUGGCUGCCCGCUGUGCACCGGGGCAGAUCGCGCCUGCCCGCCCCGGCUGGCCAAACGCCUCCUGAGCCGAGGUGAGCUCUGCAGUGAGCCGGGGACCUCAUCCAGAGCUGGGGAGAAGGGGCAGUGUGGCAGUAAACAUGGGCUCUGUCUCCUGCACACAGAUGCAGAGGAGCCGGUAAAGAAACUACCACAUCGGUCGGUAUUCCAGCAGAGGCAGAGCUGCGGUACCCGCGCUCCUCUGCAGUUUGCAGAUAAGGACGAGGCAGCCUGUUAGAGGGAAGAGGUCUCUGCUGUAGAUGGUGCGCUGAGUCAUUUUCACGAGAGGCUGCUGUUCCACUCUGAAGUAAAAAUACAUUUAAGAAUUGAAGGUGUGAGAGUUCACCAGCAUUCUCCUGGCUAGAAAGCUACUCCUCAAGUGAAUGUAUUGAAGAUUUCUAGACUUGGUUGGACAAAUACGUCUACCUCCAGUUUUAUGAAUACUGCUCGCUAUGGCUGUGGAACUCUGUCUGCUGCUGCUGUUGUUCUGUGGAAGUACAAUUUCAGAGGUACAGCCUAUAUACAAACCACCACCUGGAACUUUGGAUUUUGGAUUUGUACCGGCCAAGACCUAUGAUACAGGUGCAUACCACGAACCUGGGGCAAUAGGAAUUUUGUUUAAAAUAGUACAUGCAUUCCUGUACUUAGUGCAGCCAAAUACUUUUCCUCAAGAUCUCAUCAGAAAACUAGCGCAGCAGCAGUUUGGAAAUACACAAGGCGAUUAUCAAAAGCCAGAAAAUGUUGUCCUGACUCUUCAGGCCAUCUACUAUGAAAUCGGUUUUAUAGUCUCCGCAGCCUUGGGAUUGCUAUUUAUUUUGUUACUGCCUCUUGUGGGACUUUGCUUCUGUAUGUGUCGUUGCUGUGACAACUGUGGUGGGGAAAUGCAUCAAAGACAGAAGAAAAAUGCUGACUGUCAGAGGAGCUGUUUUGCAACAUUUCUUUUUGUUGCUUCUUUAAUAAUAAGUGUUGGAGUGCUCUGUGCAUAUGCUGCCAACCAGCAUUUAACAAACCAAGUCCGAGGAGCAAAGAAACUGGUUAACAGUAAUUUUAAAGAUCUGAAAAUUUUCCUUAACGACACUCCAGCGCAAAUUGACUACUUGGUGAACCAGUACAACACAACUAAGGAUAAAGCACUGUCUGACCUAAAUAAUGUUGGACCUGUGCUUGGAACCAGAGUUCAAGAACAGCUGGGUAAACAAGUACGUCCUGCACUUGAUGCAGCCCUGACAAUGGCAGGAGUCAAAGUGGAAAGGGCUAUCAAAGCUAUCAGAGAAACGAAGGAAGCACUGGAAAAUGUGAGUGUCUCUGUAGAGGUUUUGCAGGAGGGAACAGAGAGACUUCAUGCAAACUUGACAGAUGUUAAAAUGCACCUAAGCAACACCCUCAAUGACUCUGCAUGCAGUGCGGCUCAGGCUGCCUCAACUUGCAACAUCAUCAGGAAUUCAUUAGCUCAACUGAACAUCAAUGCCAAUUUUAGUGGGUUGCCAGGUGUGAGCUUGCAGCUUGCAAAGAUCAAUGAUGUCCUUAAAAUAGACCUUUCUAGUCUGGUUCAAAAGGGUUAUGCAGCAUUUAAUGAUACUCCAGACUUGGUAGUGAAUCAAACCAGGAACAUUUUAUCAGCUGUUCCUUACAUCAAAAGUGUGUUGGAAUCCAUUGGUUCAAAUAUUACUACCUUCACAAGAGCACUCCCUGUUCAGAAGAUUUUGGCAGAUUUGAUGGUGCAUCUUACACAGAGUGAGGCAUAUGUUCAAGACUAUUUUCCACUAGUGGAGCAGUAUGAUUUCUAUAGGUGGCUUGGUUGUCUCAUUCUGUGCUGCAUGUUGGUCCUGAUUCUGGUCUUUUACUACCUUGGAUUGCUAUGUGGCACCUGUGGAUAUGAUAAACAUGCUUCUCCAACAACCAGAGGCUGUAUCUCCAACACUGGAGGAAACUUUCUUAUGGCUGGUGUUGGAUUCAGUUUUCUUUUCUCCUGGGUGCUGAUGAUUGUAGUGGUGCUCACUUUUGUCACAGGUGGAAAUGUAGAAAAAUUGGUCUGUGAGCCCUUUGAAGAUAAAAAUUUAUUCAAGGUUUUGGAUACACCUUACUUACUAAAUAAGCACUGGAAAAACUAUCUUGCUGGCAUCAUCUUUAAAAAUCCAAAUGUUAACUUGACUUUUGAAAAAGUGUACAGUGACUGCAAGGAAAACAAAGGAAUUUAUACUUCCCUUCACCUAGAACAUCUGUUUAAUAUCAAUGAGCUUUUAAAUAUUAGUAUGUAUACAGAAGAUGUAGCACUUAAAAUUGAACACAUUCAGAUAAACCUCAGCAAAAUCAUUCUGCUGGAUGAAAUUGGGAAGGAGAAUCUUCUGAAUUUCAGCUCUUCAGGAAUAGAUGGGAUAGACUUUUCAGCAUAUUUGACAGAGAUCAAUAAAAGUGUUACCAAGGUUGAUCUUCUCUCAUUUGCUAAUGAUUUAGAAGCAAGAGCAGACCAGCUGCCAAAAGGAGCCCUGGAAAACGCCUUAAAAGGACAUGCAAACAACAUUCGAAUGAUUCAUAACCAGCAAGUUGUUCCACUGGAGCAAGCUAUGACUGUCAAGAAAUAUGUUAAAGCUAGGAGCACUUUAAAUCAGAGCAUUAGGUUACUGAAGAGGACAUCAUCUGAGCUUAUGGUUAAGGUGAAAAAUGUCAUUAGUGCUGUUAAUGCUGCCCAGGAUCUCAUAAAUAACAAUGCUUCUCAAGUUAUUGUCCAGGAGACAAAAAAGUACAUGGAUACCAUAAUUGGCUACUUUGAGCAGUACACUGAGUGGGUCAAGGAGUCGAUUUCAAUGGAAGUAGCAGCAUGCAAGCCUAUUGCCAAUGUGAUAGAUACAGCAGUAGAUAUUUUUUUAUGCAGCUAUAUAGCUGAUUCUGUGAAUACCUUCUGGUUUGGUUUGGGAGGCUCUUCAAUGUUUCUAAUUCCUGCCAUAAUUUUUGCUGUGAAACUCUCUAAAUACUAUCGUAGGAUGGACACAGAGGAUGUUUAUGAUGAUUCCUCUGUCUCAGGGACUUGGCAUUUUACUUUAUGAUAACUAUUCUUACGUAUUUUCCUAUCAGUUUUUUUACUGUUUUCUUUUCUGCUCCUUGUUUUGCUCAUUGUUCAGUUGGCCUGUGCACUGCGUUUCUCCCAUUUCACAGUGGUUGUUUUUCAUUGCACAUUCACAAGUCAGUAGAGCAGAAACAGGCAUGUACAGCUCUAAUUACACACUUAUUAGAGUCUAGUUAAUUACUCCUCCUUUUCUGUGUUUUUUAGUUUCAAAAAUAUACCCAUGAAAACGUAAGACUUUUGCUGAUAUUUAUUGAAAUUAUUUUAUUAAUAUCAGAGGGUUUAUAUUUUUAAUGUAACUUGUUACUUCAAAAGAGGUAACAUGUUCUGUUUCUCCAGACUUGAGAGAUUAUAUUAGAGUCUCCAACUCAACAAGAAUAGAAAAAUAAUUAAUUGAUUUUUGGAGAAUAAAAAAAUACUAUAAAAUGUAAAGUUAUAAUUAUACCAUAACUCUUGAAUGUUACAAAGAGAAAGUUAUAUUCUAUUGUACAGACACAGUUUAUCUUUGCAUAUAAUACCAUCAUCCAUGUACAUGUCUUAGAAGCCAUAUUGUACAUAGUGCAUCUUGUAGUUAACAUGGUCUUUCUUGGUGUAUUUAUUUUAUUACAGUACGGAAAAUGGUAAUAAUGGUUAUCAUAAAGAGCAUUUAUAUGGUAUACACAAUCCUGUUUUUACAAGCUCUGUGGAACAGUGGUAACACAUAUUGGAAAUGUUGAGGGGCUAUAUAAAUGAGGCUCAAGACUCUUCUAUGGGAGUACAUCAUUGUUCUUCCAAGCGUGUUGGCAUUUCCAUUCACCUGACAGAUCCUGAGCCACUUGUUUUUUGUCAGCUGUACUGUAAAUCCCAAAUGUACUAUUGAAUGUUAUGCCAUAAACUACUGUACAGAAUAUUUUGUGAUCAAGGCACUGCCUCUCAAAUACCACUGUUCAAGGCUUGGAUUAAAAUGUUUUUUUGGUUUUUUACUUUUUUACACUGGGCUUUGUACCUUACAUCACAGUAUAUAAAUUAAUUAGAUUAACAGCCUUUGCCUAGCAAUUCUCUUAAAAUUGUUCAAGUUCUUAUCUUAAAUUGUUGAUUUGUGUUAAAUACAGUACAUACACGUUUACAUAAAAAUACAUUUUGUAUACCAGAGACUUUUGUAUAUACAUUUUUCUUAAAACUUCUAGGUGUUUAGUUAAGAUUUUAAUAUUGUAUAAUACUCUUCACAAAUGAAUUUACCAGCAUGAUCAGUGUUGAUAUUUGGUGCUCUUGAAUGACUACAUUGGACUAAAUCUGGAUUGUAAUGGGGUCCACAGUGUCUCUUUGUGUGUCUGAGAAGUUCAGUUGCAGUUUUGUUUUCUCCCUCUUUUUUUUUUUUUUUUUUUUCUUUUCUUGAUUAUUUAAUAUUUAGUGGGUUUUGCUGUAUAGACCUGAAAGGGACUUUUUGGAGAAGUUUGUUUUUAAACUUUUGGUGGGAGGGUUGGGGGGGUGCGGGAUGCAUAAUAUAGUGAAAAAGCUAAGCUUUCUAGAGUUCAGUAGUACUCAAAAAAAGCAUGAGGGAUGUCCUAUGUUGGCAAUUUUUGGAAUGCUUUACAUUCUCUGUCUUCCUUUUCUUCUUUCACACCCACUUCUGUAAUGUCCUUAAUAGUAUCACUGUGGCUCCUUUGGAGGCAGUGGUAGUAAUUUUGCUAAAUAAUACUAUACUGUGAUUUACAACAUUGAAAUUCAAAUCUGUUCAGCAAUUGGAGUUAACAUUUGUACUGUUAAGAGUUAUUUCACCAAAUUUAGGCAUAUGGUUGAAUUGCUGAAUUAGUUAACAGUAGACUUUAUCAACAAGGCCAAAACUCUGUUGCCAGUGUAAAACCUUCUGGCAGGUGAAGUAGUCAAUAUAUUGACCUAAAAUAGUAUCUCUUCAUCUAUCAGUAUUGUUAACUUUGUUUUAAACAGGGUUCAUCGUCUUGAAGUAGAAAUAAUCCUGUACAUCAUUAUUAUAAUUUUAAAGAAAUGCUGAAAAAUGAUACCAGUCUUUAAUCCGGAAUAACCUUAAAUUUUUCAUUUUUAUCUCAUAAAUGGAAACAUUUCUAAUUGACUGUAUGUAGCAUAUGUGUAUAUGUAUUGUUCAGAAUUGCAGAUUUUUAAAAGUUUCUAUUUUUAAUUUGAGAAAAUAUUCCCAGUUCAUUUAAAUAAAAAAGAUCUUGCUUAACUACCUUA